GCUCUUAGGCGUGUCCUGUGUGUCGGGUAUGAUGUAUAGUGUGUGUUUCAAAUUUAACGGCGGCGUCCUGUGGUAUUAAUCAAAUUCAGGAAUUCUUCAGCGACGGGGGGACGUUCUGCCUAGGAGGGAUACUGACCAAGCGUCCUUUGAAGAUCUUUUCCAUAAAAGUAAAAUGUCACAGUCUAAGGAGCUUCAGUGCUACAAUCGUGGAUGUGGAAACAAAUAUAAUCCAGAAGAAAAUAAACAAGAUUCGUGCACAUUCCACCCUGGAGCGCCAUUCUUCCACGAUGCUUACAAAGGCUGGUCCUGCUGCAACAAGAAAACAGUUGACUUCACCGAGUUUCUCAACACAAAGGGGUGCACCAAAGGCUUCCACAGCGACGUGAAGCCAGUGGAGCCCGAAAAGCCCAAGAAGGAGUCGUCGCCGCCCUCCGCCGGGGAGCAGAUCUUCUCCCCGCAGGCGCCCAACAGGAAGAUCGAGCCGCCCAAGCCGCGGCCGCCGUUUGACACUCCGAUGGUGCUGCUGCCCUGCACAGUGUCGCCCUCUCUGAGCCAGGCGCUGAAACAGCGGGCCAGCAGCGUGGCCGACCCGAGCCGGGGGGACGCCAACCAGCUAGUGCCCGGUACUAGCUGUAAGAACGGCGGCUGCAAGGAGACGUACGGCGACUGCAGCAGCGAGUGCCGGUUUCACAGCGGAGUGCCCAUCUUCCACGAGGGCAUGAAGUACUGGUCGUGCUGUCAGCGAAAGACGUCCGAUUUCAGCGCGUUCCUCGCGCAGGAGGGCUGCACCACAGGCGACCACCUCUGGAUCAAAAAGAAGGAGGGCGACUCUAAGCGCACCAGUUGUCGGUACGACUGGCACCAGACCGGCUCGCACGUCAUUGUGGCCAUCUAUGCCAAGUUUGCGCAGCCGGAGCUGUGCCGCGUGGAGGCUGGGCCGAUCCGACUGAGGCCCCAUAUCGAGUUUGGCGACAACCAGGAGUUCGAGGUCGACCUGGAACUGCGCGGGGUGAUCGAUCCAGCAGCCAGCUCCGUCCAGCUGAUGGGCACCAAGGUGGAAAUCAAGCUGAAAAAGGCCGAGGCCAUGUCCUGGAACGUUCUGAGCGUGCCUCGUGCCGAGCCCGCCCCUGUCGCCGACACCCCCAAAUCGGACACGGAGGCGGUCACACAGCGAGUGGACGCAGUCGACCUGAGCGACUUGUAGUCGGCACUGCGGCCGGGCCGGUCGGUACGCGCUGUUGGCAAGUUUUGGCACCAGCUAACACCGGCGGUGAUCUGUGGUGAUGUCAGUGGUGACCGCUCGAUUAGUGACCGACGGCAGUGCACAGUGACCGGUAGUGGCCCGCACAGUGACCGUUUUUAGCGUCUGCGGAGAUGUGAUCCGCCGCUGUGACCCCCGACCAGCCGAGAGCGGAAGAGGAGGGCGCCGCCUAUCGACGCAGGUGCUGAGUGUACUCCUGCCUUUGGCUGGACACCAGAAGAGUGCCCCCGCGGAUGGUGCGAGUCGAGUUGUCACGCUGCGCAGUCUGUCGGCUGUCUGUGUGCGCAAUUCAAGACAGAGUGUUUGUGGAGAGCUUGUCCGUUCGCCGCGGCGUAUGGACGACUGCGACAAUAUUGAAGAACAGAGCAAAAGGGAGUAAGGCGACUCCGACUGGUCCUUUGUCCCACAAGAGCCAUUUGUUUUCCGGUCCCGGCAGAAACUCCAUAAAGCGGUGCCCUUGUUUUAGUUUACGUUGCUCGGUCUGUGUCCUUAGAUCAAUUCUCCCUUGUUAAUCUUUCUGGAAACUCAUGUCAAUUGCUCUCAUUAGGAACUUCGCUCGCUUCCUUCCCCACUCGAUGUGAAUAUUUUUUCAAGGGAUGUUGAGUGAAGCACUCGCUUCAAAACUUUGGCGAUCUUGUCAAUGGCAGAAAACCGUCCUUGCAGGCAUUCGUUGCUGAACCGUUUUCACUUCGGCGCGACUUAUCAUCGUCAUA
Messenger RNA from Amphibalanus amphitrite, 1974 nucleotides. RefSeq names its product cysteine and histidine-rich domain-containing protein 1-like (gene mora). The transcript has 8 exons. The coding region runs from base 173 to 1204 and encodes 343 amino acids. The record is from RefSeq and is a predicted model, not a curated record. NCBI's taxonomy places the organism in Eukaryota, Metazoa, Arthropoda, Thecostraca, Balanomorpha, Balanidae.